Podarcis lilfordi (Lilford's wall lizard) is the source of this 4572-nucleotide messenger RNA. NCBI's taxonomy places the organism in Eukaryota, Metazoa, Chordata, Lepidosauria, Squamata, Lacertidae. The record is from the annotation of a GenBank genome assembly.
AUGCGCCUCGACCGCGCUGGUCUUCCUAUGUACAACGCAGUAAGCGGAGGCUGGCGUCCGGCGGGCGGAGCUUAACCGGGGCGUUUGCCGUGCGCGCGGAGAGCUCCGGCGGAGCGUGCGGGGUUGCAUGGUAACCCCCGUUGAGGAUCGGAGAGCGUGAUCUGGGUGAGAAGGAGAUCGCGGGCCGGAAGAGCGGACGCGCUUGCCUAUAUGGCUUAGGUGGGCUGGAGAGCCUAAAAUGCUGAUGGACAUUUGCCCAUGGCCCUUGGGCAGCCCUGCGUUUUCAGCCAGCUGUGCUUGCAAGGUAAGAUCUGAUGUUUGUUUCCUUUGAAGCAGAGGUGACGCGUUCCAGGCAAAACCUCAUGUUUCUUUCGCAAUGGCAACUUCCCCUCUUUAAAGAGAGGCUGUUGUGUUCCGGCUCUCCUGUCCCGAAUCCCUAAAUCCUCCUGUGCCUUCAGAAAUCCCCUCCCCGCCAUUUCUCUCUAUUUUCCGCUUACUGUUUGUAGGCUGCAAAACCGAGCAAGGUUCUUUUUUAGAUCGACUUCCUGCCGAUGGUAGACUUACACUUAACUGAAUCGUUAUGUUUCGUUUGGCUAUCCCUUUCAUGAUUAUUUUAAUCUGUUACACUCAAAGACUUGGCCAAGUCAAUGCCCGAGACUAAUAGCGCAAUCCUUUAUAAAUAUUUACUUGGAAGUAAGCCCAAUUGAGCUCCGUUGUGCUUUCUACUAAGUAGACAUACUGUAUAUGGGAUCGCACUCUUUCAAGUACAAGAUGGGUGUACCCUGCCUGGUGUAAAAAUACACAAGCUUCUGUGUUACAUGGAACUCUUUAUUCAGAUUUAUUGCAACUCCGGAGUUUGGAGUACAGUAGUGCUGCAUAAAUGUUGCUACGUGAAUGAAACACUGUUUUUGAGAGAGUCUUCCAGUAUGACCUAGGAAGUGGUUGAUGUAGCCCAUCUGCCUUACUUUUUAGCUAGAUGUAUUCAUUUGGUAUAGAUCAGGCAGCUUGGCUUUGUUGUCUAUGGAUGGAUAGCGAGUAUCGUAAGUAAUCAUUCUCUCCCCAGUUCAUAAAUCAUAAUGGUUUGGAAUUGCUUUCCUCCUUUUCAAUGCAAUGCUUACUUUGUAGCAAAAAUGGUAAAUUUGCCUGAUGAAGAGCUUUGUGUAACUUUGAACCUUACGUCUCCUACAGAGCCAGGCCCAUUAAAAAAAAAAAAGCCUGCUAAACAAAGCACAAAAGAAAUAUAAGAGGUAUUAUGAAAUAAUUGUUUAUUAUUAGAAAUUGAGGUUUAAGCAGAAUGUGGAUUAUGCUAGGAUUCAUUUUUUACAUGCAUAGAUGUGACCUAGAGGUAACAGACCAAAUACUGAUUGGGGUGAGUGGGUUAGUCAUUUAUUAUAUUGGAAAUGAUUAAUAAUUUCAAAUUUGAACUUUAAGUAUUUUGUGGUUUUAGGGAUUAACCAUGAAAUUUUAUUAUUUUAUCUUGCAUAAUAUUUUCUCAAUUAUAUCUAAAUUCCUAGUGGUAACAACCUAAAUGAACUCUCACUUUUUCUUCUUCUCUUGAAAGAUUCUCCAUCAUCUAAAUGGCUGCCAGUUGAGCUAUUUGCUCUGAUAACUAAAGAAAGCAUCAGACUAACUAAUGUAAGUUAACUUAUACUGCCUUUAGCAUUUUUGACUUGCAGUCUGUUGAUCAGUUCUGGGCUACUCCAGUUCAAAUGAUAGUUUUACUAAAGCAAAUAAACUGCAAAUUAUAUUUAUCUCCAAAAUGCACCUGUUUUGUGAUUUUGAUAAUAUGCCAUUUUUAUUUGUUAGUUUUAAUUAAAUAAUGGAUUAAUCUGAUAAGGCACAUUAUUAAUUAAAACAUGUUUAGUUUAUAACAACCAUGAUAAGACUUAAAGCACAAUCCUGUACAUUUAGAAGAUGUCUCACUUUGUCCAACGUGCUUGCUUUGCAGAUUCUAAUGUGUUUAGGACUGCAGCUUAAAAGUUACCUAGGAAUGACAGUGCAAUUCUGUGCAUGCAUACAUAGAAAAGUAAGUCCCAUUGUUUUCUAUGGGAUGUGCUCUCAUGGAGGUACACAUAGUAGUGGUGGGGAACUUGUGGCCCUUCAGAUGGAACUGGACUAACAUUGGCCCCACCACACAUGACCAGUAGUCCAGAACGGUGGAAGUUUUAGUCCAGCAACAUCUGGAAGCCUACAGCUUUCCCACGGCGUGUAUAGUGGCACUUACUUCUGAGUAGACAUGUACAGGAUUGCUCUCUCACUGUUUUCUGAUGUGCUUCUAGUGCUUCAUAUACGUUGUCUUGGUCUUACAGGAACUGUGUAAAGUAGACCAUUGUUAUUCCCAUAUUAUAGAGCUAAAGUAGUGAAGAUACCAGACAAGUUCAAGGUUGAACUGUAGGUUGCAUCAUGGACUUGCAACAUGCUUUAAGGACUGCCCAGUGGCAAAUCAUAGGCUUUGUUUAAUUUACAUGUCUCUGAUGAAUGGUGAAGUUAAAUUUAGAAGUUGGUCAUAAUAAAGCUCAUCUUACAAAGACUUGAGACUGAUAAUAUUUUUUACAAUAAUGUUUCAGGAAUCAACCAUGUCCGUUGGGAAAAGUUUACAAAAUGAUCUCUCCAGAAGGGUAACUCUGUUGUGAAUUUUUUUUUUUUUUAACUACCAUGAAAAUACUGUGACUUGAGCCUUGGUUCCUUAUGUUGACAUUUUGGCCUGCUCAGAAAUGUUUUUUGCAUUUUCGAGAAAAAACGUGUCCCAGAAAUUGAGCUUACUUCUGCUGGUGUUUGGUUUUAUCUGGGGCAUAAUGUUACUGCGCUACACCUUUCAGCAUCCAAGGCAGCAGAGCAGUGCUGAAUUGCGUGAACAAAUACUUGACUUAAGUAAAAGAUAUGUUAGAGCACUGGCAGAAGAAAACAAGAAUAUCAUGAAUGGUGGUAAUGGAGUCUCGAUGGCAGGAUACGGUAAGACAUAAUAAACUUUCUUUGAGGUCAUGACUCUAUUUAACUCUUAAUUUUAGAAUUAUGAAAUGCAAUACCAAGCAUACUUUCAAAAGUUCUUAUUUAUUUUGUAGAACUAUUGUCUAAUAAUUAACAGGGAAACUGUUAUGGAAACGAUCAUGGCUAUGAAAUCCCACAUUCAGCUGAGGUUAAGAAAUGCACAGUGUUUUAUAUCCUCGAGAAAAGUCAUUGGUUUAUUGAGGGUAUUAGGAUACACAUAAUACUCAUUUGUAUAUGAAUUAUAUAUCCAUAUUUUGGAGUCCUAGAAAAUCCCACACCUGGAAAGGUUUAACAGAAGUAGUAAAGGUAUCAAACUGGAAAAAAACUAGAAUUGGCUAGGUAUAUAAUUUUGAAAACUGUACACUGUAGAAUACGGUGGUACCUUGGUUCUCCAACUUAAUCUGUUCUUCCUGCAUUCAAGUGGAAGCUGUGGAAGCCACGUUGGAUGUUCAGCUUCCCAAAAACGUUUGCAAACUGGAACACUUAGUUCUGGGUUCAUGGCAUUCGGGAGCCAAUUUCUUUGGGAGCCAAGCUGUUCGGGACAAAGGUACCACUGUAUCAGAAUUAGAGAGCAGCUGGUAGAAAUCAAUGCAUAUGUUAAAACACAGUCAUUCUUUUUAUAUGCUAUGCACAGUAUUUCCUAGAACUCACUACCAGUGGUGUGGAUAAACAACAAGAAGAAAAAAACAAAGAGAGAUGGCUAGUUCUGUGCCAGCUGGACUGAAUGAAAUGAGAAAGAAUAAGAAAUCCAUUCUCUGUGUGACUGUUUCUGAAGAAAAAACCUAGAUGAAAUAAAUAAAUAAAUAAAUAAAUAAUCAAUAUAACCAGAUAUAUUAUUCAAUGCCUAAAUGCACUAAUUGGAAAGGGGUGGGUCUAGGACCAAUAAAACAAAAAUUUGGUUGUGGGGGGACUUGCAUCUCCCUUUGUAAUUCCUGUUCUUCAGCUAUUUUGACACAGUAAAUCACUGAGCCUCUUGGGCUUGCCGAUCAGAAGGUCGGCGGUUCGAAUCCCCGUGAUAGAGUGAGCUCCCGUUGCUCUGUCCCAGCUCCUGCCAACCUAGCAGUUCGAAAGCAAACUGUGCAAGUAGAUAAAUAGGUACCGCUGCGGUGGGAAGGUAAACAGCGUUUCUGUGCGCUGUGGUUUCUGUCAUGGUGUCCUGUUUCACCAGAAGCGGUUUAGUCAUGCUGGCCACAUGACCCAGAAAGCUGUCUGUGGACAAACGCCGGCUCCCUCGGCCUGAAAGCGAGAUGAGCGCUGCAAUCCCAUAGUUGCCCUUCACUGGAUUUGACUGUCCAGGGGUCCUUUACCUUUAGUAUGAGCACCUAUGCUUCUUUUACUAUUAAUAGUUCCACUGUGGAGUGCAAAAUAGAAAGGAUUCCUUUCUGUGUUUCUGUUUUUUCUCUAGCUGAUCUAAAACGAACGAUCGCAGUUCUUCUAGAUGACAUCUUGCAACGCUUGGUCAAACUGGAAAACAAGGUUGAUUACAUGGUUGUAAAUGGCUCAGCAACAAAUACUACAAAUGGGAACUUGAUGCCAGCAACUACAAGCAAACGGGUAAACAAAGUGAUUCUGACUCGUGUCUAG